UCUAGUGAUUAUGUUGUGUUCAAUAAAGAAGAUCACACAAAAGAAGCUUUGAUAGCAGCUGAUCAUCAUCAAAAUUCAAAGCUAGUAGUCUAUUCAUUAGAGCACAUUAUAACAGUUUCAUCAUUUGUAUGUUUUGAUGAAGGCCAAAAUUCUAAUGGACCUAUACAAUCUCAAACUCAAAAAGAUAUGAAAAAUAAUGAUGUUGAUUUUGAGCCAAUUAUUGAUCGCGCAAGAUUACAUGACAUAUUAAGUGAAAUUUUUGAAGAUCUCAAAUCUUGCAAUUCAAUCAGCAAUACACUUCCAUGA
Messenger RNA from Entrophospora candida, 306 nucleotides. Lineage: Eukaryota; Fungi; Glomeromycota; Glomeromycetes; Entrophosporales; Entrophosporaceae. The record is from the annotation of a GenBank genome assembly.